UUGCUACGUGACCCAGCAGGUUCUGCUCUGUGAGAAAUUUUCAGUUCCUGCUUUCAGUUUGUGGAUUCAGGCAGGAACAGCCUGUUAAAGUCGUGUUUUAAGAGCAGUAUAAACACUUUUUCCGUCCUGAAGUGUUAAUGGUACAUUUAUCUGGUCCGGAAACCCAGUUGGACCCGUGUUUGAGUUGUUUGAGUACAUUUAUAUAAAGGCUGAUCUCGCUGGAUGACUCUGGCUGGGAGGAGCAGUACAGAGCUGUUAAGGGUGAACAGUUUGAGUUAGGUGUAACAGUGAACAGCAGUGUAGAGGACAGUGAAUCAGUGGUAUAGGAUGGAGGAAGCGUACACGGCCCUUUAUCAGCAGUUUCUCCGCCUUCAGUCUCUCUGCCUGAAACAAGCCGCCAUGCUUCAACACCUGACGGAGGCGUUGAGACGACAGCAAGGUAAUCUGGAACCCCCCGGCACCAAAGAAUUCUUCCUACCCCAUCAAGGGUAUAAAAGCUGCGUGACCCGCGUGCUGCCACACCCUAAGGAAACCAGUCUACCUCCUCUUUCUUAUGGGGAUUUUGAAGAUUUGGUAUCUAUCCCGAUCCAGUGCACAGAGGAAGAGGCGACCUUCACCUAUCCUGGUGUUCCUGCACAAGCAGCUCAGAUGCCAGCCCUCGCACCACACCCAGGUGAUGCUAACCUCGCUCCCCUGACUGGGGCACUGCACCGACUACAGCUUGACCCCAUGUGGGCGGAGCCAAAGCUGAACAACUGUGAUCAAACAAUGCCAGCGGCUUCUCCGGCACCUCAAGCCAGCAUAUUGAAACAUUUACAGCAGGUUGAGCAGCGCUGGCACAGCCUCCAAACAUCUAAACCCACGCGGAGGCCGUGGUCCUCCUCCUUCAUGAACAGUGAGAUGCUGAGCCAGGCCGGGGGGCUGCUGAUGUCGGGGGUCAUGGUGUCGUCCCAGGUGUGUGAAUUCUGCCAUGCUGUGUUUCCCGGACACACCACCACCAACGGGGAGUUUCUGCGCCAUCUUAUGUCACACACCUGAGACACCACACCUGAGACAUCCCUAUAGAGACAUAACACUGGAGACAAACACCUGAAACAUCACCCCAGAGAUAUCACAUAUGGAAAAAUCACCAGAGACAUCAUACGGGAGACAUCUGUUACCUGUUCUUAAAUACAGAAUGAGACACAUUCAUCUGGAAAAUGAAUUAUUUGCAGCAGUGUAAACAACUGUAUAAUUAAUCAUAUCAUAUCAAGUAAAAUACUGCAUAUUUUGAUAAAAUAUAUAAUUGUUAUAUAUAUAUAUAUAUAUAUAUAUAUAAAGGGCUAUGGUAAUGGCCCUGGGAAUAUAUUUGGUACUGUGCAGAACAGUUUUUUAAAAUGAUAUACUUUGCAUGUACAGUGGCUUGCAAAAGUAUUCAUACCACUUAUAUUUUUUUCACAUUUUGUCACCGUACAACCACAAACUUAAAGUAUUUUAUUGAGAUUUAAAGUAAUAAACCAACACAAAAAAGCACAUAACUGUAAAGUGAAAUGAAAAUGAUACAUUGUUUUCAACUGACAAUUUUUAUAAAAUAUAAAAUUAUAAAAAGGUGUGAUUAGCAGAGUAGAAAAUUUGGUAAUCGUACACCACACGUGAUUGGUCUGUGCGUUUACUGCGCCUUAAAACACACACUGCAGCGAUGCGAGCGGAAAAAAAGUUGAGGUAUUUUCAACUUUAUGCAAAUGAGAAGCGAGUUUCGCUGAACGGUAGCCAAUCAGCGCCAUGCACCACAGGCUGAACAGGCUGAGUACAGCCUUUCCAGGCUUUUUUGUGCUUUAAAAAACCCCUUUGUAAGAGAACAGAGACGGAGGAGCAGCUGGUCCUGAACUGGAUGUUUUAGCAGGGUUCACCGGCUGAUAAAAAAAGAACAGAAUCUCGUUCAUACACAGCACUGAACUACAACUCUACACAUUCUUGCUGGUGGCAGAUAAACUGCUUGCUCUUUCAGGAGACACGCCCCAAAGCGGCGAGAGAAAGGCAGAGAAAGCGAUUGGGAGCGAUGCUGCGUCGCUGCAGUGUGAACAAGAAAAGUUACGCUGCUUUAAAUGAACACUGUCAGAAUUAAAUCCUUCUCUGUAGUUUAUCGGUUUGGUUCCGCAUUGGACAAGGUCUGGGUCCGGACCCGGACCGCAGCCCGCCUAUUAGUGACCCCUGCUCUAAAUAAAAUCCAGUGCAAUCAACUGUAACUAAAUUGAUUGCACUGGAUAAUAAUUGUCAUCAAAAGUCACUGAAUAAGUUAAGAGUGCAGCUGUGUGUUAUUUUGUCUCAGAAUAAAUCCACCUGUUCUGUAUCGACCUCAGUGAUUUGCUAGAGAACACUAGUGAACAAACAGCAUCAUGAAGACCACUGAACUCAACAGACAGGUCAGAGAUUAAAAACAUUUUUUUUUAAAAGGUUUAGGUUAUAAACCCAUAUUCCCAAGCUUUAAGCAUCCCAAGGAGCACUGUACAAUCCAUCAUCCAAAAAUAGAAAAAGUAUUCUACAACUGCAAACCUACCAAGACAUGGCCAUAAUCCACCCAAACUGACAGAUGGAGCAAGGAGAGCACUGAUCAGACAAGCAGCCAAAAAGCUCAUGGUCACUCUGGAGAAGCUGCAGAAAUCCAAAGCUCAGGUGGGAGAAUCUGACUACAGAACAACUAUGCACUCUAGUGCACUCCACAAAUCUUGCCUUUAUGGAAGAGUGGCAAGAAGAAAGCCACUGUUGUAAGAAAGACAUAAGGAGUGCUGUUUGCACAGCAAACAUGUGGAAGAAGGUGCUGUGGUCAAAUGAGACCAAAGUUGGAACCUUGAAGUCAAAAUACAAAGCGCUUUGUGUGGCUAAAAAGUUACACUGCUCAUCACCCUGAACACACCAUCGUCACUGUGAAACAUGGUGGUGGCAGCAUCGUGCUAUGGGAAUGCUUUGCUUCAGCAGGGACAGGGAAGAUGGUCAGAGAUGAUGAAAAGAUAGAUGGGGCUAAAUACAGGACAAUCCUGGAAGAAAAACUGUUGGAAGCUUCAAAAGACUUGAGACUGGGAAGGAGAUUCAAGACAAUGACCCUAAACAUACAUUCAGAGCUACAGUAGACUGGUUUAGAUCUGAGAAUAUUCACGUGUUAGAACUAUCCAGACAAAGUCCUAAUAGACCUAAAUUUCACUGAGCUUCUGUGGAGAGACAUGAAAACUGCUGUUCACAGACGCUCUCCAUCCAACUAGACCGAGCUUCAGUUGUUUCGUAAAGAAGAAUGAGCAGCAAUCUUAGUCUCCAGAUGUGCAAAGCUGGUAGAGAUAUACCCCAAAACACUUGUAGUUGUAAUUGCAGUGAAAGGUGGCUCUACCAAAUAUUGAUAUAGGGGGGCUGAAUACUUUUUGGAUUGUUAUUUGAUUAAAUUUUUUAAAUCUAGAUCUUUUUUGUUCCACUUCACAAUUAUGUGCUACUUUGUGUUGGUUUAUCACUUAAAAUCCCAAUAAAAUAUAUUUAAGUUUGUGAUUGUAAGGUGACAAAAUGUGAAAAAUUUCAAGGGGUAUGAAUACUUUUGCAAGCCACUGUAUGUAAGGAACCGUUUAACCAGGGAAAGACCCAGUCAUUCAUCCAAAUGGAUGUUUAAGGUCAAUAUUUACUAAGAAACUACUGAAGAACCGCUUUUUAAAAUAAAAUUUGGACGUUUCUACAGAAGAUCGGUUAUAAUAAAACGGUUUUCCACUAGGUGGCAUAAAUGCACUACAAAGUCUCAUGCUUAAGCAGUCCAGGCAUAGUGGAACCAAGGGCGUGAUCAAAUUAUUUUUGUACGUUUGCUUUCUCAGUGUUUGAACUCUUUAAACAAGAAUUUACAGUAAAUCUCAUAUUACAUUGA
Astyanax mexicanus (Mexican tetra) is the source of this 3874-nucleotide messenger RNA. RefSeq lists its product as uncharacterized. The record is from RefSeq and is a predicted model, not a curated record. The transcript is spliced from 6 exons. NCBI's taxonomy places the organism in Eukaryota, Metazoa, Chordata, Actinopteri, Characiformes, Acestrorhamphidae. The coding region runs from base 328 to 1038 and encodes 236 amino acids.